Molecule: messenger RNA, 2064 nt
Organism: Haplochromis burtoni (Burton's mouthbrooder)
Lineage: Eukaryota; Metazoa; Chordata; Actinopteri; Cichliformes; Cichlidae
Gene: npm1a
Product: nucleophosmin 1a
Exons: 11
Coding region: 113-1060 (315 amino acids)
Biological process (GO): ribosomal small subunit biogenesis; ribosomal large subunit export from nucleus; positive regulation of transcription by RNA polymerase II
Cellular component (GO): cytoplasm; ribonucleoprotein complex; nucleolus
Molecular function (GO): histone binding; chromatin binding; RNA binding
Source: RefSeq, a predicted model, not a curated record
UGCCUCAUUGAGAAAAGAAGAAGAGCGGGAGCACGUUAGUUAGUGGCUGCUGGUACCAUUUGGUUAUUCUUCUACAGCAUAUAAGGAGUUUGUCAGCGUCCUCGUCUCAAACAUGAACGGGCUAGAUGAACCAAUGGCGCCACAAACGUUCCUUUACGGGUGUGUGCUGGAAGCUGGAAAGGAAGUAGUCUUCAAUCCUGAUGACGAUGACUUGGAGCAUCAGCUGGAUCUGAGGAUGGUGUGUGUGGACCCCAGCACAAAAGAUGAACUUCAUAUGGUGGAGGUAGAAGGGCAGGACGCAGAGGGUCAGAAGGUCAAGGCAGUUCUGGUUUCACUUAAGCCCUCUACCUUGCCAAGUGCAUGUCUUGGCGGCUACACAAUCACGCCCCCAGCAGUUUUUCGCCUGAAGGCAGGUUCUGGUCCGAUCCAUAUCAGUGGACAGCACCUUGUCAUGAUGGAUGCAGAUCAGUCUUUUGAUGAAGACGAUGAGGAUGACGAUGAAGAGGAGGAGGAAGAUGUCAUAACAUCAAAGAAAAGGCCUGCCACUUCCCCUGCUGCAAAGUCUCAGAAAAAGAUGAAAAUGGAGGUGGCGGAGGAAGAUGAUGAUGACGAUGAGGAAGAUGACGAUGAGGACGAUGAAGAUGAGGAGGAUGAGGAUGAUGAGGCUGAUGACGACGAGGACGACGAGGAGAGCAUGGAAGAAGAAUCUCCCGUUAAGGCCAAGGCAGCUCCAGCCAAACCUAUACCAUCCAAACAGACGCCAUCCAAACCCAAAGCACCCGCACAGAAUGGCAAGAGUUCAAAACCGAACACUCCAGCCAAAAACCAGGAAAAGACACCUAAAGGAAAAGGUGACAAGUCUCCCAAAACCCCACCAACUCCUAAAGGACCUUUGAGUGUGCCAGAGAUCAAAGCCAAGAUGAUGGAGGCAGUGAAAAAGGGAGUAACGUUACCUAAAGCCCAGCCCAAGUUUGAGAACUUUGUGAAACAUGGUCACAAGGUCACAGAGCCCAAGGUCAUUGCAGAGCUGUGGAAGUGGAGGCAGGCAUUGAAGGAAUAACAGACGUUGCAGUUUUAUCUAUUUUUAUAACUUGUUUAUGCCCUUAGCACCUCUUAAACCCUCUGAAGCCAAACUGAGUGCCUCACACUUGUCCUUAAAUUGCUCUUUACGUAUAGGCCACUUCAAUUUGCCCUCCUGGAUGAAGAGAUUGGAGAGGUAGUGAUGGGCGGUAGCUGUGCAGUACUGGUGCAUAGUCCACCUCCAUCACCCUUUUGUAAGAGCACAGGGCUUAGGUUUUUUUGUUUGUUUUUGGGGUUGUGUUUUUUUUUUUUUUUUUUUUUUUUAAAUAAAUCCUUGCAUUGUUUUAAACUUAUAAUUUCUGGCACCAGAUAGUGGAGAAUGUUAUAUUGUUUCUUCAUCUUAUAUAUUUUUUUUUCUCUCCCCACUUUAGUAAGUUUGAUAUACUCUUAUUAAGAAACAGUUAAAAUACACCUAUUACACAAUUUAAAAACAAAUACACGCUUCAACAGGGAUCUAAUACUGAAAAUACUCUGAAGUUUGUUUGGUUUAGUAUAAUUAAGAACAGGAACACGUGUCACUCUUUCUAGAACAUUGUCGUUUCUUUAUUAUAAUUUUAGAUUUGUUGCAUCAUAAUCCUGUGACAGCGAUUUCUCUCCUUUCAAAAUGUGUUGGAGAUGUAUUUUUACCGUCCAAGGGGAAAACGAUUCAGCCAAUCUGUUUGGGCAACGAACCUAGAAGUGGAGUAAUAACACAUUUCAGCUCUGUGAAACUGUUUGCUCUGUGUUGCCAUGCCUACUGACAGCCCAGCGGCCAAAGGUUACAUGCUCAGUAACUGUAUGUGUGAGUUAAUUUGCAAAUGAAUUGCUUAAUGUUUCAUAGAAAUUUCUACUGGUAUCAAGUUUGAAGAUGCAGUUUGACCAACUGUGGUUAUUCUGUUCUCAGUGCAUGAAGCCUGUUAAAACACAAGACCAUUCCAUGCUGUCAAGUUUUUACGACUUUUCAACAGACUGUCCCUCAAUUGAUAAAAUAAAAUAAUAAAUGUG